Messenger RNA from Cutaneotrichosporon cavernicola, 537 nucleotides. RefSeq lists its product as uncharacterized. The record is from RefSeq and is a predicted model, not a curated record. The transcript has 4 exons. Lineage: Eukaryota; Fungi; Basidiomycota; Tremellomycetes; Trichosporonales; Trichosporonaceae. The coding region runs from base 1 to 537 and encodes 178 amino acids.
AUGAUCAAGAUCUGGUCGCUCAAGAAGGAGCAGGAGGCCGCUAACAAGACGAAACCCAAAGUCUCGGCGGCCGAGCUGCGUGUCAAGAAGGACAUGAACGAGCUCGACCUCCCAGCGGGCGUCAAGAUGGAGCUCGGGCCCGGCGGCAACAUGCUCGACUUUACGCUCUCCAUCGCACCAGACGAGGGCUACUACAAGGGGGGUCUGUUCAACUUUACGUUCAAGAUCAACCCCAACUACCCCCACGAGCCACCCAAGGUGCGGUGUACACAGAAGAUCUACCACCCAAACCUCGACCUGGAAGGCAACGUGUGUCUGAACAUUUUGCGCGAAGAGUGGAAGCCCGUGCUGUCGCUCAACUCUGUCAUUAUCGGUCUCCAGUUUCUCUUCCUCGAGCCCAACCCCGACGACCCGCUCAACAAGGAGGCGGCCGAGGACCUGCGCCGUAACCGAGACGCGUUCGCCAACAAUGUCAAGAUGGCGAUGCGCGGCGGCAACGUGCGCGGAGAGACGUUUGACAAGGCCCAGAUCAAGUAG